This is a messenger RNA of Aspergillus affinis, 1011 nucleotides long. RefSeq lists its product as uncharacterized. NCBI's taxonomy places the organism in Eukaryota, Fungi, Ascomycota, Eurotiomycetes, Eurotiales, Aspergillaceae. The transcript has 3 exons. Bases 1 to 1011 code for a protein of 336 amino acids. The record is from RefSeq and is a predicted model, not a curated record.
AUGGCUUCGUCCUCAGAAACCAUCCGCAUCGGCUACGUCCCCGUAACUGACGCGUUGAACUACGAUGCAGAGCACUACCUCACUCCCCUGCACUUAGCCCUCCGCUCGCCGGCCCUGCAAUCGCUGCCCUUCAAGGUGUCCUUGGUUCCGUUCCCAUCCGGCACGGGACAUAUGAUCACCUCCCUUCGCGAGAAGGAGAUCGACAUUGGUAUUGGAUUGACCGAGGGCUGGGUUGCUGGUCUAGCGGGCAAAGCGCAAGCCCAGAAGGAUGCUUCCUCCGGGGGUUACAAAAUGGUUGGCCAAUGGGUCGAUACGCCCUUGCGGUGGGCUAUCGUGACGGGUCGCAAUCGGGAUGACAUCCAGACGGUGGCUGACCUGAAGGAUAAGCGGGUUGGUAUCAGUCGGCCGGGAAGUGGCUCUCAUAUCAUGUCCUUUGUCUUGGCCCAAAAGCAGGGCUGGCAACCCGACUCGUUGACUGCCGUGCCGCUGGGUCCCUUCGGGGCCUUGCGUAACGGAGUCACCGGCUUGGAUGACUCGCGCCCGGAUCAGAAGCCCGAGCCCACGGCGGAGUUCUUCAUGUGGGAGCAGUUCACCACGAAGCCUUACUUCCACCCCACCGCGGAGAAGCCGGAGCCACCGCUGAAGAAGUUUGACGAGAUUUACACCCCAUGGCCUUCCUGGAUGGUGGUCGCGUCGACGGCCAUCUUCCCAGACCCGGAACGCGAUUCCAAGCUGCAGCAGCUGUUCAAGCUUUUCGACCAGGGCGUCCAGGACUUCGAGGCCGACACGACGCAAGUAGUUAGGCUGCUUGGGACAGGAGAGCUCGGAUGCACGUACAACGAAGAGGAUGCGAAGGAAUGGCUGAAGGAUGUCAAGUUUGUCCAAGGGACCAAGGGUGUGGAUCGGAAGAUGGUAGAGAGCGUGGUAGAUGUGCUGAAAAUUGCCGGUGUUAUCGAUAGCAGCAUGACUCACGACGAAGCCAUUGAGAGGGUCAUUGGAAUCCACCGGUGA